AUGAAAAUAUCAACACUUGUACAAUUGAUAAUUCAAGUAGCUGAAAUAAAUUCAUUAGAAAAUCCUAAAAAUAAUGAAUAUGAUUCAAAUGCAUCACAACGAACAUUAACUGAUAAAAAUCGACCACAGACACAAGAUAGUGAAAGAAGUAUUGCUACAUCACGAUCAACGUUACAAAGUGUUAUUCGUGGUGUUGGUGAAAUGGAUUUAUACAAUAAACAUACAAAUCGUUCUUCAACGAUAAUAUCAACACCAAAAAUAACAAAUAAUGAACAAAUUAAUUUAGCAUAUGAAGAAUGUCCUUAUUUAAUUGUCGAUCUUCGUGAUAAAGAUGAAUUUAAUAUUAAUCAUAUUGCUUCAGCUCACCAUUAUCCAGCUACUAUGCUUUCACGUUGUACCAAUAAUGAAUCAAAAGAAUUGCUUAUCUAUAAAAAUCAAAAAGGCAAAAUUAUUGUUUUAUAUGAUGAAGAUGAACGUAUUGCGCCACGUGCAGCAACAAUUAUGGUAGAACGAGGUUAUAACAACAUCUUUUUACUUUCUGGAGAAUGUUUUCUAUUAUUAAAUAAAAUUGAAACAACAAGACAUAAAGAAAUUAUUCUUCUAGGUUUAAAAUAUGCUGUGAAAAAAUUUCCACGUGGUCUCAUAACUGGUACAUGUCCAUUAGUAUGGACAUCAUCAAGUGUACAAGCAAGACCAAUAAAAAUUCUUACACGUACACAAUCAAUGAAUAUACUUCAUAGUGAAGCACCAUUAGGACAAUCAGCUGUUAGUUUAACACGACCAUCGCUAGGUUCAAUGAUUACAUUUGGCAUUCGAGAACAAUUUACAAAUCAUGAUAUUGAAGAAUUAAAUGCACAACUUGAAAAUAAUUUAUUACCAAAAGAUAGUGCUACACGAUUAUCACGUGCACAUACUCAAGCAUCAAAACACUGUUCACGUAUGUCAAAUGUGUCUGAACGAUCAAAUUUAAGUAAUGUUUCAGAUAAACCAUGGAAACCAUAA
Molecule: messenger RNA, 1002 nt
Organism: Rotaria sp. Silwood2
Lineage: Eukaryota; Metazoa; Rotifera; Eurotatoria; Philodinida; Philodinidae
Source: the annotation of a GenBank genome assembly